Messenger RNA from Phlebotomus argentipes, 4326 nucleotides. It is a transcript of the gene Tsc1, whose product is annotated as hamartin. Gene Ontology annotation, cellular component: TSC1-TSC2 complex. The record is from RefSeq and is a predicted model, not a curated record. The transcript has 5 exons. Gene Ontology annotation, biological process: regulation of cell cycle; negative regulation of cell population proliferation; negative regulation of TOR signaling. The coding region runs from base 175 to 3360 and encodes 1061 amino acids. NCBI's taxonomy places the organism in Eukaryota, Metazoa, Arthropoda, Insecta, Diptera, Psychodidae.
GCGGAGAGAUAGCGAGUGUGAUUGAAAAGGGGGUGGUUGUGAAAAAUGACCGUGUAAGAGUCGGUGGAGAGUGCUGUUGGUGUGAAAACGUAUGCCAAUAGAGUGCCUGUGGUCAGAGGAACCCUUUGAUACUCGUAUUUGGCUGCGAGAGACCGCAGGACGCGCUGCAGCAGGAUGGAUGUGGUGGCCAAGAUGUUCAAUGCUCUCGAGUCCAGCGAUCUGAAGGAGGUGGAGGAAAACAAAAAGAAGCUCAUCGAGAGCUUCAGCCAGACAAAGGAUCCAUGGCUCGCGCACGGGAUGGUGGACUACUUCUGCCAGACCAGCUCCAUUCGCAUCGUGGAGAUCCUGGUGAAGGUGCAGUCACCGCACGACAAGUUCAUCUUCGAUCGCAUCGCCGAGCAUCUCAGGGCAUCGGACAAAGUGUCGGCACUCACACUCCUCAGUCUCAUCAUCCCUCGUCAUCCGACGUGGCUCUUCCGAGUGACUGCUCAUCCGCUCUGGAAGGAUUUGCUGAAAUUACUGAAAACGGAGAUGGACAUUGUUCCUGUGUUCAGCGCUCUGCUGUGUGUCAUCACUCUUCUGCCCAUGAUCCCAUACCAGAUGAAGGAGUCCCUGCCGGACCUCUUUGAUGUGUUCAGCCACCUGGCGUCGUGGAGUAGUCAGAACCAAAGCAGGCCACCCGAGGACCACCUGGUGCACCUGCAGUUCGGCUUCUAUGACUUCUUCCACCGCCUGUACGGCAUGUUUCCGUGCAACUUCAUCAGCUUCCUCCAGCACGAGUACAGCGGCAACAAGGAGAAGUCGGCCAUAUUCACGCACACGAUCAAACCUCUGCUGGAGACAGUCAAGAUGCACCCCAUGCUGGUGACGGAGAACCGAGAGACUGAGACCAACACCAAACGGUGGCGCACCAUGGAGCCCCACGAUGUGGUCGUGGAGUGUGCCAAUCUGACACUGGACUCGCUGGGGAAGGGACAGUCGGAGUGCAGUCACAAUCUGCCGCCGCGUCCCAUCGAAGCGGGCGACCUAAUACUGCCGGCGGAGCAUAAAAUCACUGGCAUUGUGCGAGGGAACCAGUACGAGAGUGUCUGGACGCCGAGUCAGGUGGUGCUGGCCACUCCGCCAUCCAGUGCGACUUCUGUGCCACACACCCCAACGCCUGGACACUUCUCCUCUGUGCCCAUGGCCACACCCACGCUGCCUUCGAGUCAGCAGAUUCUCUCUGUCGGCGGGGCGUCGCCGCCAGAGGCGGCCGUGGAGGCCACUCCGGAGACGACUCCGCUGAAGGACAACAUGAAGACCUUCUGUCCGCUACCCACCAACUCGUCGGUGGUCCGUGCCAUGUACGGAGCUACUGGAUCUCAGCCGUCAUCGCCGAUGAAGAAGGACGUGUCGCCGUUCCGCUUCCCUGAGCCGUCUCUGAAAGCGUCCAAGUUCGAGAGACUCGUGCAAGAUCAUGCAGAUGUGGCAAGAACGGCGUCCAUUGAGUCGCCACAUGCAAGCAUUCCCGGCAGUCCACUGCUGAAUCCCUCCGUGGAUAAUCUGAAAUCACCGCCCGUGAGCUAUGAAGGUGAUAUUCCAAGCAACGAUCAGACAAUCGAUGUGAAUCAGACACUGGACAACAAGGAGAACUACAGUCAGUCCAACGAUGCCACAUUUCCCCUCGACUGUGAGGAUUACGAUGCUGCCGAGGGAUCUCCGUGCAGUGCUGGUGGUCUUCACAUCCCCAAUUCUCGCUCUAUGCUGGACUUUGCGCGCAAGUUCAAUCGCUGGCGAAUGCAUAGUCAUUGUCUUGGUGACACCAGCCAGUGCUUCAGUGCAGGAACGAGUCCAGCAGACGUGGCAGUCGGUGGAAUUGGUGCAGGGGCUCGUGUGAUGAAGCGUUCUCGAUCGUGGCCAGAUGUCAGGCGUGCUGAAGCGGCGGCUGUGAAGCCACCUCAGCAGAAUGGAGAGGAUUUAUCCGUGGCUACUAAGGAGGCAGCGUCUCACUAUCGCCAGCAACCCAUUGCUCGAAAGCCACUGCGAGAAUUGGGAAGGAUGGAGAUUGUCGAGAGGAUGGACAGGGACACACAAACCAUCGAGCAAUGGCCACUCGCGUACGAGCAUCUGUUCAUCAAUCUGCUGAGUGAGACUAACAAAAUCAAGCAGACCCAGGAGAAUAAUGCCGCGGAUUCAAUAGUGCAGUCGCCUUAUGCCAUGCUGGACCGCUAUAUUGAGCUCUCCAUUAGCAGGAAGCACGCCAUGGAUGCCAAGGAUCAGGUGGCGGCGUACAGAGAGCAAAUUCAGUUGCUGACGCUUCAGCUUCAGUACGAACGUCACCGUCGCGAGGUGCACGCGGAGCGCAAUCGUCGUUUACUCGGACGGAACCGUAGCAACUUGGCUUUGGAGUUGCAGAACGAGACACUGAGGAGACAGAUUGCGCAGCUGGCAAACGACUACACACUCCUCCAAGCGACAUUCAAGAGCUCCCGCCAGGAUUUCAAUAAGCGGGAGCAGGACCUCAUGAAAGACUGCAACACCUGGAAGCUGAAGUACAACAAGGAGGUGGAGGAGAACAAGCAAUUGCGCCAGCGAAUUGAGUCGCUGGAGAAUCGCGUUGUGGAGGAGACACGUCAGCGCCAGGAGGCCGAUUCGAUGGUUGGAUCUGUGCGUGGGGAACUUAUGGACCUGAAGAAUGAGAUGCAGCAGGUGGAGUAUCAUGCGGAUCUGGGCAGUCAGUAUCGCGAUGAGUGUAUGCAGAUGCAAAAGGAGAUCCUCAUGAUGGGUGAAAUUCAAGCGAAAUGUCGCGACAAGCUGAGCGAAUUGUCAAGUCUGAGGAAUCGCGACAAGGAGAUAGAGGACAUGAAGAAUACAUUUGAGGUGCAGUGUGCUGAGCUGAAGACGGCGUAUGAGCAAAAGUCAUCACAAUUGGAGAGGACAAAGGCUAGAUUGGCAGAAUUGGAGGCCAAUUUGACUGGACGGGAUGAGAUUAUGACGGAGCAGAAGAAGCUCCUCAAGACUGUCAAGGAGGAAUUUGAAGAGAGAUUUGAGGCCCAAGAGCAGAAAUAUAACGCUCUGAAGGCUGUUAUUGCAAGGAUGGAGGAGCAAAUGCUGGAGUUAUACAAGAGUCCAGCUAACUCUGGCAUGAUUGCUCAAUCUCCUGAAUCUGACAAAACUGACAUGGUUGGAUCUCUGGAUCAUGCUUCGCCGCUCUCAAUUUCCUUGGCAUCUAGUGACGGCGUGUCCGCGAGCCUUCGAUCCAUGGCUGAAAUUCGGGAUCUGCAGAGCUUGGUCAAUCCCUCAUCAUCGGCGAUUAACAACCAGCCGGACGAGGGCAAUCCGACGACAAGUUCCAGCACUUCAUGGCAUCCAAGCAAAUGAUGAGGGAGGACAAUUCACACUCUGCUCUGUCCUUCUGAUCCCUCCGGAGGGAGAGUUCUGCGGGUGAGAGGCAUUGAAGGAGAGAAAAUUCAUGAGCAUAUAUAUAUAUUUGUAUAGGAAUUUUUGCGCUAAUGACGCCGAAGAGCAAAAAAAAUGUGCGCGCUUAAAUGCUAGAGAGAUGAAGAAACGCCUGUGUAAAUGUUCUUGAAAUGUGAUGACAUGGGAGCAAAAAGACACACGAAAUUGCUGCAUAUUUUGACGAAGAGAUGAAGAUUCCUCUGUGGAGCCACUCUUCGUGGUGAGGUAGAGAAAAGAAGGCAAAGAAAUCUUUCAUUCAUCUUCACAAAGGCGCAGCCGGAGGAGAGAAAAAAGUAUAGAGAGUGCAAAAGAGCAUUCGCAGUUAACCCUCAAAGUAUUGCGGUAGUUUUCGUCACUUUUCGCAUCUCUUCAUCAACUCUACCAUCCAAUUUGUUUAUUCACAAUAACUCUUUCUCUGUCCAUCAAUGCAAAGUGCUGAGCAAUUUUUAUUUUACUUCCUCCCCCAAUUUUUUUUUCUUUUGUAAUUGCCCCUAUUUUAGGGAGGAAGGAGUGAAAUGGAAAAAUUACGAUUGAGUUGAUGUGCCUUAUAUGAAGAACUAAAAUUAUUAUAUUUCUAUUUUACUAUAUUGAAAUUAACAAUGUGAAAAAUUUUUAACAAAGGUUUUUGAAUAAUUGCUCAGCAUUUUCUCCCUAUUUUGGUCCUUUGGAGAUUUAUUCAACAAAAUUAACAUGCAUAACCACACGCUGUGGAAAUUAUUUUAUAUAUGCGAGAAAAGCUCUAUUAAAUUGUUAUAUACACAUUAUUUCAUGAUAAAAUUGAGAAGAAAGGGAGAGAGAAAGAGUGGGAAAAAAAGCUGAGAGAAAAUACUGAAGGCGAUGAAGUAAAUGAAUAAUCCCAUGAAUUAAAGAGAAAAAAAUAUAACAAGA